This is a messenger RNA of Cyphellophora attinorum, 1815 nucleotides long. Its product is annotated as Thiamine pathway transporter THI73. The coding region runs from base 1 to 1815 and encodes 604 amino acids. Gene Ontology annotation, molecular function: transmembrane transporter activity. Gene Ontology annotation, cellular component: membrane. The record is from RefSeq and is a predicted model, not a curated record. The transcript has 5 exons. NCBI's taxonomy places the organism in Eukaryota, Fungi, Ascomycota, Eurotiomycetes, Chaetothyriales, Cyphellophoraceae. Gene Ontology annotation, biological process: transmembrane transport.
AUGGCACAGCUCAGGGAGGCAAAAGAAGGCAUACAGAGUGACGGUCUUGCGGAACAAACAGUCCAGGAUGCAUUUUACCAUCCAGACCUACAUGGUGCCGACAACAGCUGGGGUCAACUCGAGUACGCCAUGAAGACUGCUCUGGACGACUUAAUUGAUGGCCCAGGCGCAGCGCUAUGGCAAGCGUUUUGCGACGAGGGCUGCGGCGAGAUGGCGUCAAACGCUUUUGAAUGGGCAACAGGCAUGAUGAUGAAAGCCUUGGAGGAGGAGACUGGCGUCUCAGCUUCCCGAAACGGGCCAAACAUCAACGAUGUCGGAAACGGCGUACCAAGACCUCCAGCGGAACCGAGCUACGCAAAAAAGGUCGCCGGUACUGGCUAUGAUAGCCCUUCAAGUGAGGAAGUCAAAGUCGCGCCAUCAAUCGACCUCAAAGAUGGCGAUAAAGCGCUUGAGUUCCUGCGCAGCAAUACUGCCGAGGGCGAAGUCGGGGCAGUCGACGAGAAGUCCUUGGUCAGGAAGAUCGAUUGGAUGAUAAUGCCUUUGAUGUGGGCAUGUUACUUUCUACAGUACCUGGACAAGACACUGAUCAAUUACGCAAACGUGAUGGGCCUCAGCAAGGACAAUAAUCUCACUACUUCGCAGUUCAGCAACCUGGCCAUGUUCUUCUACGUCUCUUACCUGGUAUGCGAGUUGCCCCACGGUUGGCUCAUGCAGCGUUUCCCGACCGCGAAAUAUUUGGGUUUCUGCGUUAUCAUGUGGGGCGCCAUGGUCGCCGUCACGUCCGCAUGCAACAACUACGGCAGUCUCGUCGCCACCCGCUUACUGCUCGGUGCUUUUGAAGCGGCUGUCGCACCUUCACUGAUGCUUGUCACGGGUAUGUGGCCUAGGAAUCAUGAUCGGCGCCUCAUCAGUUUUGGUUUCCAGCAUGUCCAGACAGACGCCUUCAAAAGCUGGCAAAUCAUGUUCCUGGUCAUUGGUCUCCUCACGAUCUGUGUCGGCAUUCUAGUUGUGCUCUUCUUGCCCGACAAUCCGAUGUCCAGCAGACUGACGCCCGCUGAGAAGCUUGUUGCUAUCACACGUCUGCGAGAGAACCAGAUGGGUAUCGAAAACAAGGUCUUCAAGAAGGAACAAGCUAUCGAGUGCUUCAAGGACCCGCAGACCUGGCUCUUCAUCAUCAUUACUAUUGCCAGCAAUGUACCCAACGGCGCUGUAAGCAGCUACCAGGCUACGAUCAUCCGCGGCUUCGGCUUCACACCCAAGGAGACAGCCUUGCUAUCGCUGCCAUCUGGUUUCGUUGGCGUUGUGGCCGUCCUUGCAGCAUGUUUCGCUGCCUCGCGUCUCGACCAACGUGCCUAUGCCAUUGUCGGCCUCAUGAUCCCUAGCAUUCUUGGCGCUUGUCUUAUGAGCUUUCUGCCUGUGGACAACCGCGCAGGCCGUCUCGUUGGGGUGUACCUCAUCAACUCUACCCUGGCCGUCUUGACGCUGUUGUACAGCUGGGUGGGUGCGAACUACUCCGGCCAUACCAAGAAGGUCACAAUGAACGCGGUGUUGCUUAUGAGCUUCUGUCUGGGGAACAUCUUGGGUCCUCUGACAUUCCAGAACGGUGACGCUCCAGAUUUCAUCCCGGCCAAGAUCGCGAUCAUCGUUACGUGCGCUCUGACGGUGGUACUGGCGCUGGCACUGCGCUUCUACUACGUCAAGUUGAACAAGAAGAGGCAGCGCCUGGUAGAUCGCGGAGAGGUGAUCGUCAAUGAAGAUGCUUGGUUGAUGGAUAUGACUGAUAAGCAGAAUGUCGGGUUCCGUUACCGAGUAUGA